CUACAACAAGGUUUUAAGGUAGGGUUGAUGUUCCCUGGGAAAAGAUACAGUCCUUAACAUGAACAGUACUAGCAUAGGUAUAUCUAGAAGGAGUUUUCAGCAGCUGUCACCCCACACUUUUCUUUUUUUGGUUUUUGUUUCCUGAACCUCCUGCUGCCUCUAUCAGUAGGUUUAAAGGAAAUCUGGAUAUUUGAGUCAUGGCCAUGAGUCCUGGUUCCCCAAGUCGUGGCAGCCUGAGUCCUGAGGGGAUUCUGAGAGAGAUCCAGAUCAACUUACUGGAGUGUAAGGUCUGCUUCGAGAAGUUCAGCACUCAGCAGAGGGAGCACCGACCACAGAACCUUUCCUGUGGCCAUGUACUCUGUCUGGAAUGCAUCACAGCUCUGUCCCACCCUCUCCUAAGGAAGCUGGAGUGCCCGUUCUGUCGACAGCUGUGCAGUGUUGACGGCACCUCCCACUGCCAGGUUCUGAGUGACCUGCAGGAGUUGUUGUUGUCUUGGAGUCCCACAUCCUCUGCUACUCCUCACAGGGCAAAGGGAGGCCUAGGCUUGGCUACAGGUCUGACAUCCACAGCUCUGCACCUCUCCACAGCUUUUGGUGGGUGGGGGACUCUUAUCAACCCCUCUGGGAUAGCUGUGUUGGGGUCUGCAGGGACAAUAGUGGUGGUGCAUGAUGGAGAGAACAGGGUGGCGGUGUUCAGUCCACAGGGCAAGAAGCUGCACAGUUUUGGCCGAAGAGGACGAGCCAUUGGUGAGAUCUGUCAUCCAGUAGAUGUGGCGGUGAGUCCCUGUGGGUACAUGGUGGUGACCGAUGCAGGGGAUAAAGCUGUGAAGGUUUUCACCUCCAGGGGGAACCAUGUGUUGACGGUCAAAGAUUCCUUCCAGAUGCCCUGGGGUGUGGACACAGACAGCCAUGGUGACAUCCUGGUAUCGGACGUUCAGGCUGGCACACUUUCUCAGAUAAAAGUGGACUAUACUCGUGGUCUCAUCCUGGAGCAUCAAACAGCCAUUUCAGACCUAGAGCAUCCAAAAGUAGUGGCCUCCUGUUGGGUAACUGGGAACACUGCAGUGAUGGAGCAUUUACCUGAUGACACACAUCCAUCAGGGAGGCACCAACACACACGGCUGAAAGUGUUUUCAAAAGACUUCAACCUCCUUUAUCAGACAGACAAUUUUAGUCUGACCCUGCAGUCCAUGGUGAGGUUGAACAUGUCAGGCGUGGCCUUCGACAGAGAUGGAGAUGUGAUUGUGAUUGAUUCCAAUCACGGGAUGAUUUGGAGUUUGGGGAAGCUCCAGAAUGGCCCAGUCCUGACUCCUCUGGUGGGAGACCACCUUAUCCGCCCAGUUGGACUGGUGUCACUGAAGAACACGCUGGUCAUUCUGGACAGUGGAGAUAAUACAGUGAAGAUUUAUUCUGCUAAAUCUGAUGCUAGACCCGUCUUAUAGCUCAUGUAUAAACAGGUCUAGAGUGGACUAUGUGAAAUGUAGUUUUUUAUAUUAUUAAGUGAUGAGGUGAUCUGGUAAUACUAUUUAUAAAUAUGAAUUAGUUUUACAUUAAAAACAUUUUUCCAUUAAAAAUUAUAACUGUAAAUAAAAUAAAAUGUGUGUUAGAGGCUACUGUAAGCUUUGUUGUACACAUACAUACAUAAAAUCUAUGUAUAUGCAAUUAUUAUGCAGUUAUAUCAAACUAAUGUAUUUGUCAUUGUUGUUAUUGUUCUGGUUUUGGGAAUAAAAUUGUAGUAUUUACAAAAUCUAACUACUUCCCAACCAGAGAGUUAGGACCUCCCAAAGAGGAGAUCUUGAAUAAUUUGAGGGGCCACAAGACAAUUAAAGGGGUAAGAAAAGAGAAACUACAUUUUUUGGGAUAAUUUGUUUGUUUAUGUUAGCUGUUUUCUUGUGAAAUACUGGAUGCAUUUGCCUUUUGAGGCCAUAGAAAUCCUUGAAAUAAAACAAUCGAAGAGGAGGAAGAGAAAUCACUAUUCACGUUCACAGGGCCAUAAAUCAGCGAUGAGAGAUUGAACAAAUACAAAUUGCUUCAUUUUCAUGAGGUGAAAAGUUUGGGAACUACUGCUAAACAGUGCUGUAGCUACACAGUGGAUACUCAGGUAUCUUCAGUAUUUUACUUUCACAUGGAAUUUAAGUCCCCUAAAGCGCAAUCUACAUUUCAUCUUACAUUUCUUUUCAGUGGGGAUAUGUGUGAUGAACAGACAAACAUACAAGUAAGAUACUUUGUGACAUUAAAGAAAUAUCUAAAUCA
Messenger RNA from Morone saxatilis (striped sea-bass), 2253 nucleotides. RefSeq names its product E3 ubiquitin-protein ligase NHLRC1-like. The transcript has 2 exons. Bases 198 to 1442 code for a protein of 414 amino acids. NCBI's taxonomy places the organism in Eukaryota, Metazoa, Chordata, Actinopteri, Moronidae. Gene Ontology annotation, biological process: proteasome-mediated ubiquitin-dependent protein catabolic process; protein polyubiquitination; negative regulation of translation. Gene Ontology annotation, molecular function: ubiquitin protein ligase activity; translation repressor activity; protein binding. The record is from RefSeq and is a predicted model, not a curated record.